Molecule: messenger RNA, 197 nt
Organism: Dentiscutata erythropus
Lineage: Eukaryota; Fungi; Glomeromycota; Glomeromycetes; Diversisporales; Gigasporaceae
Source: the annotation of a GenBank genome assembly
AUGUUGGUCGGUGUAUUGCGGAUCACAAAAUCAGGGCUUUUAUCAGGGUUAAAUAAUAUCAUUGUUUACCCUUUGCAUCAAGAAAGCCAAUUCCCUCUUUACGUAGAUAAGUUUGGAUUCACGCCUGAUGAGGUAGAACUAUUACUGUCAAUGCGUGAAAACUUAAAAACUAAUGAUGUUCAGAAAUGGUAUGACGG